GUGACCGGAGCCCCCAGUUCAACAUGGCGGCCUCCAUGGGUGACCGGCUUCUCUUAUUUACGCUCCUCUGGAAGGUGUCUGACGGCUUCAGUCGGGGGGCCUCCCUGGACGACGACUUGCUGCUGCCCUACCCUUCCCUGCGCGCGCGCUCAGCCCGGGACUGCGCCAGGGUGCGUGUCGGCGGCCGCGAGCACGAGAGCUGGCAGCCCUCCCCGGCGACCCCCGGCGCCCGCGGCCUUUCGGUGCGCACUUUCGUUUCGCAUUUCGCGGGCCGCGCCGUGACUGGCCACUUGACGCGGGCCGCUGAGCCCCUGCGCAGCUUCUCCGUGCUGGAGCCGGGUGGGCCCGGCGGCUGCGCGUCCAGGCGCCGCGCCACCGUGGAAGAGACUGUGCGGGAGGCCGGCUGCAGUGUCGCCCAGAACGGCGGCUUUUUCCGCAUGGACACCGGGGAGUGCCUGGGGAACGUGGUGAGCGCCGGGCGGCGGGUGAGCAGCGCCGGGGGGCUACAGAACGCGCAGUUCGGGAUCCGCCGCGACGGGACCUUGGUCACCGGGUAUCUGUCUGAAGAGGAGGUGCUGAGCACUGAGAAUCCAUUUGUGGAGCUGCUGAGUGGGGUCGUGUGGCUAAUACGAAAUGGAAGCAUCUACAUCAAUGAGAGCCAGGCGGCUGAGUGCGAAGAGACACAGGAGACAGGUUCCUUCAGCAAAUUUGUGAAUGUGAUAUCAGCCAGGACAGCCGUGGGCCAUGACCGGAAGGGGCAGCUGGUGCUCUUCCAUGCAGAUGGGCAAACAGAACAGCGGGGCAUCAACCUGUGGGAGAUGGCGGAGUUCCUGCUGAAACAGGAUGUGGUCAACGCCAUCAACCUGGAUGGAGGGGGCUCCGCGACCUUCGUGCUCAAUGGGACCCUGGCCAGUUACCCGUCAGAUCACUGCCAGGACAACAUGUGGCGCUGUCCUCGAAGCGUGUCCACUGUGGUGUGUGUGCACAAGCCCCGCUGCCAGCCACCUGACUGCAGCGGCCACGGGACCUGUGUGGAGGGGCGCUGCCAGUGCACGGGGCACUUCUGGUGGGGCGCUGCCUGCGACAAGCUGGACUGUGGCCCCUCCAACUGCAGCCAGCACGGGCUGUGCACAGAGACCGGCUGCCGCUGCGAAGCUGGAUGGACAGGGUCCAACUGCAGUGAAGCUUGCAGCAAUGGCUCCUUCGGGGAGGACUGUGCCAGGAAGUGCCAGUGCCAGAAUGGAGCUACCUGUGACCCAGCUCAGGGGACCUGCACCUGUCCCCCUGGCUUCACUGGUGACAGCUGUGUACAGGAGUGUCCCCUUGGCUGGUACGGGCCAGGCUGCCAGAAGCCUUGUGAGUGUGAGCACCAAUGUCCCUGCAACCCCCAGACCGGCAACUGCAACCUCACCCAGACACCAACCCUGAACAGCAUUCUCUCCCAAGUGAAGCAGUGUCUCCAGCCAUCCGAGGUCACCCUGCAGACAAGAGAAUUCUCCCUUCUCACUGGCCCAGGCCUGGGUGCCUGGCCUGGCCCAGCCCGCUCCGCCCAGCUCCUCCGGAGGUGGACACCAGCUGUGGGUGUGAAUGGAGAGCUCCCCAGCACUGUUCCAGAGGCAGCACCUGGGACCAGGUGCCAGGUCCCUCCUGGGGAUGCCGACCCAGUGAGUCUGGUAGGGUGAGGCCUGGAGAAAACUGACAGUGUGUUUUCAGAUGCACCAGAGCAGGGGCAGGUGCUCCAGCCCCUGGCCUUAAGCUCAGGCUUCUCAGGUGUGAGACUUUGGGGACCCGCCCACCCCAGACCUGGAAUCCAUUAGCAGCCACCAGCAUGGGAAAGGGAGCCAUGGGGGCUGGUGUGUGCAGCUGCAGGCCCCGCACCAGCAGCCUGCCAGGGCUCUCUUCUCCUUGAGGGCUUCAGCUGAAGGUUCAUGGGGAGGAGGAAGGGUCACUGAAAGACAUAGCUCUGCACCCACCACUUCCUGCCGUGGAGGAAGGGAUGUCGCUUCUCCCUGCUGUGUCUGCUCUGAGGACCCUGGGACAGAGUCCAGUCUGUCUGUGGUCACCGUCCUGUGGAGCACAGGAUGCAGGCUGGUGCUUCCCAGGGCAGGAUCAGGUCAUUUGACUUGGUCUUCACAAUUUAACAUCUUUUAUUAAAAAUAUUUUAUGUAUUUAUCUUCAGAGAGAGGGAGGGAGAGAGGGAGAGAAACGUGGUUGCCUCUCACGUGCCCCCCACUGGGGACCUGGCCCACAGCCCAGGCAUGUGCCCUGACUGGGAAUGGAAUCGGUGACCCUUUGGUUUGCAGGAUCAAUCCACUGAGCCACACCAGCCUGGGCAUAAUUUAACAUUUUUAAAAGAUUAUUAACAACAUCUGAAAAUCAGUAACAUUUACAUAAAACCCUUUUGUUUUAAUGGUUUCUCUUGAAAUAUCAGGAGAUACAGCAGCACUGGCUGCGUCCCACACAGCAGCUGUUCCCACUGCUCCCCAAACACAGGUCUGGAGUUGUGCCUCAGCCCCAUAGAAAGGCUCAUUUUGUUCCUUGACAGUCACUGUGGGGUCUUUGGAGGCCCCAACCCUGUGCCCCUGUUUGGGGUAGAAGAGCAAAGUAAGAGGGAGGAAUGACCCUCCAACACAGCCACAGCCCUGAAUCUGA
This is a messenger RNA of Artibeus jamaicensis (Jamaican fruit-eating bat), 2652 nucleotides long. RefSeq names its product N-acetylglucosamine-1-phosphodiester alpha-N-acetylglucosaminidase (gene NAGPA). The transcript is spliced from 11 exons. Bases 24 to 1682 code for a protein of 552 amino acids. NCBI's taxonomy places the organism in Eukaryota, Metazoa, Chordata, Mammalia, Chiroptera, Phyllostomidae. The record is from RefSeq and is a predicted model, not a curated record.